This is a messenger RNA of Drosophila biarmipes, 427 nucleotides long. RefSeq lists its product as uncharacterized. The transcript has 2 exons. The coding region runs from base 39 to 335 and encodes 98 amino acids. Lineage: Eukaryota; Metazoa; Arthropoda; Insecta; Diptera; Drosophilidae. The record is from RefSeq and is a predicted model, not a curated record.
UUAAAUCAGAAGGCAACCUACAGUUGAUUAGCUUCAAAAUGCAAAUGGCACGAGUCAUCUGUUUCCUGUUGAUCCUUGGCUGUGUGGUUGUUAAUGCCCAAGCUCCUGACUGUCGGAAGCUAAGGGAAACCUGCAAUCCCUGCAUCCGAGGACUGAAUAAUACCAUAAACAACGUGGAGUACAUGAACAACGGUUGCCGCGAGAAAGUACGUGGCAGAUACAUCUGGAGGAAUCAAACUCGGUGCGACCUUCAGGUCAUAGCUUGUGGAGCCCACAAGAGGAAAAUGGACUGCCUGGUCAUAGCCGAGCUUGCCGGCAUGCCCAGACGUACUUAGAGGAAUGCCCACCAGCAAUAUGACUAUCCGAACGAACCCAGCUAAAAUAUUAAAAGUGAUUUUGGACAAAUAAAUGCACCUUUUCGAAGAGA